AUGAAGCUUGGAGUGCUACAAGCAAUGAUUCUACUUGGGUGGAUGAUCUGUUCUUCGUCGAUAGAAAGCCAUAAGGUUGUCAAACUAAGAGGGUCUGAAGGAUGUAUACUGUUUCCGAUAAUUUUUUCUGGAACCAAUGCGAUUGCACUACCGACCACGAGGCUCAAGGAUGUUCGGAGGGGCGGAGACGAAGAGAUGUAUGUUAAAGAGUUUAUCGGUUGUAUUGGGGACAUGGUGCUGUCAUUUACUGCUUUUGAUAUAUGUUGUGAAGGGGACGGGGUGUUUGAGGCUGUGUUUGUAAGGGAGAUGAAGAAGCACCUGCAGAAGGUGUCGAAUGAUGCAUUGAGUGUAUAUGCAAGAGGAAAAAGCACUCUUAGCGAGGUGCUAUUGAUGGUGUACGAUAGAUUGUUUGAAUGCGAUGUUCGGGAUGAGGGAAAGAGAAGGAUGACGGUGUUUGGAAAGUGCCUUAUUUCUGAGGCUGAUAGAAUGAUUCGUGAGAUAGGCGAUGAUGUAGAUGAGAAGGAAAGGGAGGAGAGAGAGAAUUUUUGUAAUGUGAUCAAGAAACGUGGAGAGAAGUGUUGCAAUUUAAAGAUGUGGAAGCGUAUAGUUUAUGCUGAAAGUGUAGUGUGCAAUGCGUCUGUGAGUCUGUAUAAUAAGCUUUCUGGUGAGGAGCUUUUGGGGUUGUUGGCUGAAGGAUGCAUGAGAAAGGAUUUUAAGGAGGAAGGAGUUAGCGAGGAGGAGCUUAACGAUAGAGGAUAUAUGGAAUACAGUAUUGUUGACAUUAAAUUAUUUCUAGAUACAUAUAUUAAGCACGGGUGUGAAGUUGUGGAAGAGAUAGUUAGGCAGAUGAUGCUGGGGAAGGAUGGAAGGGAGAUAGAUUCUAAGUAUGUUGAAAA
Encephalitozoon hellem ATCC 50504 is the source of this 896-nucleotide messenger RNA. RefSeq lists its product as uncharacterized. The record is from RefSeq and is a predicted model, not a curated record. NCBI's taxonomy places the organism in Eukaryota, Fungi, Microsporidia, Unikaryonidae. The transcript has a single exon. The annotation marks the transcript as partial.